GUUUAUAAAAAUAAAUGUGUAAAUCUUCAUGAAAAAGGCGUAUUUACGGCUGUACAACCCUUAUCUGGAGCUCUGGCAAAGUGAUGCAGACAACUGCGCUUGUGUAAACAAAACACUUUCAUGUUUUUGAUUUAUUUUAAAGAAAAUUCUUUUGCUUUUUCCCAAUUCUCAGAACAUGUUGCGUGGAACAAUCUGUGAAUGAACAUCACAAAAUAUGUAACAUAAUGAUAUACACAUGUUCAGUGGGUAUAACCCGUCCCGAUUGGAUGCUAAUUUGAUCAAAUAUUUAAAAAGUAACAUAUAUGCCGAAAUUUUAUUUGUACAAAUUGCAAACUUUUGUGUUUUUGCAAUUUUUGAGCCCUUUAACAUGUCAAUGCUGUUCAAAGAAGAUUGACCGAUAAAACAGAAACUUGUUAAAUCAGGAUGCAGGAUCACAGGACUUUGUGGGUUUCCCCCUUUUAACUUAAAUGGAUGUGUACAGAACAUUUUGCUGGUGAUACCGGGUUCCAGACUGACUUUUCACAGCUUCAGAAUGCCCAGUUUACACAGUUUGAGCUGUCAAACUCACAAGGGCAGUCACAAGAUUUCUUCUCGCAGCCUGAAGACAUUCCUGCCAGACCUUCCACAGAGGGACAUCGCCAACAAUAUGAAAAGUAUAUAUCCAAGCCUGCGUUGUUUCGAGGUCAUGCUCGUAGCCAAAACAGUCAAAAUAACACAAUAUCUAUUCCUCAAACGGUCAAAUCUGUAGAUUUUAGCAACUCCAAUUCUCAGCAACAAUUAAGCAUCCAGAAAGCAAGAGCAAAAGAAAGGGAUGACAGAGAUAUGCUGAACAGCAUUGUUAACAUAGUGAAGGAAUGUUCAGAUGAGGUGAAGAAUAAUCUCAGCACUUUGAAGACAUCCGAAGACUUUAACAGCGAAUGCCUCAAAAAUUCAAUCAAAUCAUUGACAGAGAGGCUUGAAGAGUCUAGCACAAGAAUCCUGAAGGCCCUGCAGAAAGAUGAGAAGAACGAACACAUGGCUCAGAUCAACGCUCUCAAAAAGGAAAUUGAGAUGAAAGAUGAGCAUAUUCGAGAACUUAUCCAGCAGAAAGAUCAGCUGAACUCCUCAGCUAUGGAAAGCCUUUCUAGCUCUUUGGAAGCCUUUAAAGGUUUGUUCCUGCAACAACAAUCACAGGCUGAAAAGAAACUUCAGAGAAUGUUGGACUUGAGUGAGGAACAUUUGCAGUCGGCAAAGGAGUUUGAGACUUGCCAGAGACAGGGCAACAAACACAUCCAGGAAGUGAAGUAUACCGCACAGAGACACGCCCAAGACUUGGACAAGCGGUUGGCUGAUGAACUCUUGAUGCUGCGGGACGACUUGGAGAGACAGAAACGAGACCUUGAAGGUUUUUUCCAAGCGCAAAUUAUAACCAUGCACCAAAAGCAUGAGCAACGAAUUUUAAAAGGGGUAGCAGAAAGUUUGCAGCGCCUGCCUCCAGUAAGUGCUGACUCAGUAGGACAGGCCUCUAUCCUGAGGGACAUCUGUAGGACUCAACAGAAAGAGCUGGAGAAGUACAUCAAGACCCAGUCAUCUGAACUGAACAGGCAUUUCCUUAAGGAAAACAAGGAACUAUUUCAAAGGCAGCAAAAGGACAUGAAAACUAAGAUAGAAUCCAAACUGGAAAUUUUGGACUGUAAUCAGAAGCAACUUUCCUCUGAAACGAAGACUUAUUUAGAAGAUAUCAAGCAAACAUUGGAGACCAAGGUGCUUCCCUGGCAGAACAAUGAUAUUGUUCCCAAGAAGAUUCAGGAGCAACUGAAUGAGCUUCAUGACAAACACCAGGCAGAGAUACGUAGACUGGAAUCUGAGAUGGAAAAACAAAGAAAACAGAGCCUUGAAGUGCGGACAAGAACAGUUAACAAGCCUGAAGAUGAAGGCAGUAUGCAGAAUGACGUGUUCAAACUUUCCAAUGUGUAUGAUUUCAAUAAAGCUGAUAUGGACUCCAACAGAAAAAACGUUGUAAGGUCAGGCACAAUAUUCAAUAAUAAAGGUCAGGAAUUUCUGUCGCCCCGCCCCCCACAAGGCAAGUGGAAUAGCCGCACGUUGUUUGGCAGAGCCAACCCAUCCCCAUCUCCAGUUGCCACUGUGUUUCCUCAAAGGCAGCUGCGUAAUGAAAUUAUUGAAAACGCUAGCAUUUCUUUACAGCAAAUGCCCUUUGAAGACAGGGACAGAAUAAUGUCCUUACAGGCCUCUGUUAAUCCUUCAGCAAAUAAUGGAGGGGCAGCAGAUGACAGUCAUACAAACGGCUUGCAGUCAAGUUUAUCUGCUGCUACUGUUACAAAGUCGAAACCUGGAAGGAAACGGGGUGGUAAAAGGAAGAAAAAAAAGCAAGAAAAGAAUGGUCCUCCACAAUCUAAAAUGAUGGAAGCAGCAAGGGCGACUGAGCAGGAACGCAACCAGUUGGUGAAAGUGAGCAGCAAACCUUUGGAUGUUUUUGCUUUCCAUGAUCCCACCUCACCUCCUCCUAGAGUAAUGAAGUCAAAUAGAGGAAGUUACAACGGCAAAAGUGAACGGGACUCUGAUAACUCAUGGACUUCUGCUUAUAAAGAUUCUGAUGGAGAUAGUAGUAUGAAUUCCUCACCGUCACUGUCCAUCACUGAAAUCUUCAUACGAAGGAAGGUCCACACUGACAAAGCCAGAGUUACAGAAAAUAUAGGAGCCAUUGUUCCCCCUGCAAGCUUCACCAAUCUUGCAGAGAUGUGCAGUACCAGUCUGGAAGUCUCCAGCAUCUUGUCACAGGAAGGGAGACAGGUGCGUCGCUCAACAGAGAAGCGCAAACUUUGUGACUAUGAUGGCGAGGUAUUCCAAAUAUUUCAAGCACAGAAAUGUAGACGAUAUUAGCAACUGAACUUCCAACAGAAAUAUUUUACACCAUUAUGAAUUAGUAAACUGUUUUAAUUUUGUCAUUACCAAACAUUUUUAUCCCCGCCAAAAUUUCAGAAGGUGAUAUAGUAAUUGUCUCCGUCCGUCCGUCUGUCCUUCCGUCAGAAACUUUGUCCAGAGCAUAACUCCAAAUCUAUUCAAUGGAUUUACUUUAAACUUAGAAUAUAAACAGAUGGCAACUAGGAGAAGUGCUAUGACCAAGAACCAUAACUCCUACCUUAGUUUUUGAAUGAUCUCCCUUUAUAUAAUUUCAAAGUAAAUUUUUGUCCGGAGCAUAACUCUAAAUCUACUGAAGGGAUUUUCUUGAAUGUUUGUGAAAUAUAAACAGAUGGCAAGUAGGAGAAAGCAGUGACUAAGAACCAUAACUCUAUCUACCUUAGUUUUUUAAUUAUCUCCCUUUAUUUAAUUUCAGCAAAUAUUAUUCUACUCUCUAAAACAAAUGUUCUCAUACAAGCAAACACAUUUUGGUGGGGAUGGCCAUGUUAACAUGGCUCUUGUUUCAUUUACUUACUGACCACUUUUCCAUAGUUCAUAUAGUUGAUUAUGUAAAAAUUUUAAGUUUCAAUAAAUCUGUUAUGCUUCUCCUAAUCUCAUAUUGAAAUUAUUUUGAUCUAAUUUUAUUGUUUGAAAUUGUUAUGCAAACAUUGAUUAUUGUUAAAUAAUUUGGAACAUUACACAUUUGUUAAAUAAAUUGUAAACAUCACAAA
Molecule: messenger RNA, 3629 nt
Organism: Dreissena polymorpha
Lineage: Eukaryota; Metazoa; Mollusca; Bivalvia; Myida; Dreissenidae
Exons: 15
Coding region: 472-2880 (802 amino acids)
Source: RefSeq, a predicted model, not a curated record